AUGGCUCCCUAUGAGGCCCUAUAUGGGAGGAAGUGCCGAUCUCCCGUGUGUUGGGCUGUGGUAGGAGAGAAGAAUAUUCUUGGAUCAGAAAUUAUACAAAAGACCACUGAGAAAGUCAAGGUAAUCCAAGAUAAUCUUAAGAAAGCCCAAGACCGACGGAAGAAUUAUGCGGACAAGCGAAGGAGACCUCUAGAAUUUGAAGUGGGAGAUCACGUGUAUUUGAAGGUCACCCCGAGGUUGAGGUUGGGAGGAUCAUUCAAAACGUGUAAACUCAGUCCAAGAUACGUGGGACCGUAUCAGAUUGUGAGUCGAGUAGGUGAAGUGGCCUAUCAGUUGGCUUUGCCACCUUCACUAUUCGGACUGCACGAUGUAUUUCAUGUAUCUCAACUCCGAAGGUUUGUGUCUGAUGUCUUCCAUCCUAUCCUUCUGGAUUCUAUUGCAGUGGAACCAGAUCUUUCUUAUGAUCCACAACCUUGCUGUAUCUUGGAACAUGCUAGCAAGUCUCUAAGGAAUAAGGAGAUACCCCUUGUGAAAGUGUUGUGGGAUGAGACGUGUCCUGAGGAAGCUACAUGGGAGCUUGAGUCAGAGAUGCGAGAAUCCUACCCUCACUUGUUUUGGUAA
Messenger RNA from Vicia villosa (hairy vetch), 621 nucleotides. RefSeq lists its product as uncharacterized. The record is from RefSeq and is a predicted model, not a curated record. NCBI's taxonomy places the organism in Eukaryota, Viridiplantae, Streptophyta, Magnoliopsida, Fabales, Fabaceae. The coding region runs from base 1 to 621 and encodes 206 amino acids. The transcript has a single exon.